CAAGAAAGUUAUACACACCUUUCUUUUUUGAAUCUCUUCAUCCUAAUGUUGAAAAAUCUUAUGUCAUGUGGUUGGAACAUUUUGGACCUCAAAAAAUAUCCCAUUUCUGAUAAACGUUUUCAAGAAACUUUAUUUUACAUUUCCUUUCUUUUUACAUCAUUUCUUGAAAAUUCAAUUUAUACCUGUCUGUCUCUUUGUCUAAGUGCAUGAAUCUUUGACUUCACUUGUCAAUCUCCAAUUUUCUUGGAAUCCCAUUUCAGUUUUCUUCUUGUUUUCAUCUUGGUAUCUCUUAGUUUCUUGAUUAUUUGGUUCUAAAUAAUCAAGAAAAUGGUGGGAGCUUUGUCUUUUGUGGGUUCAUCAGUUGUGGAUUCCCAUUCUAGUCCUUGUUUGUGUUUGGAUUCAGUUUUGCAUAAGAGUUCAUCAUCAUCAUCAUCAUCACUUGGUAGGAAGCAAUUGCAAUUGAGCAGUUCUUUUGUGGAUUUGAAGUUUUCAGCAAAAUGUUAUAAGGGUAAUUACAAGAAGCAGACAAAGGGUAGGAAGAACCUUAGGAUUGUGAGUGAUUUAGGUGGGCAAUAUGAAGACAGCUUUAAUGAUAUUAAAACGCAAAUACUUAACUACUUCACGUAUAAAGCAGUGAGGACUAUUUUGAACGAGCUUAAUGAAAUGAACCCUCCACAAUAUCAAUGGUUCAAUGAUUAUGUUGCAGCAAAUAAGCCUAAGGAUGGAAAGCGUUUCAUUCGUAACCUUGCAAAGGAGAAGCAAGAACUCGCUGAAAAGGUGAUGGUAACACGGCUCAGUCUAUAUGCGAAAUGGAUAAAAAAAUGCGAUCACGACGAGAUUUACAACCGAAUAUCUGAUCAAAAUGUGGAAGUGAUGCGUGAGCGGCUCAUGGAGACCGUGAUUUGGCCAUCGGAUGACACAAACACAGAGAUGGUUGGGUGAAAGAACCUCAUUGCAUGCUGUUGAUUUCACUUCACUUUUCUCUUUUGAAUUCUGUUUCUAUUAGCUUUUUCACUGAAUAUUCCCAGUAAAGUUGAUGUUGUAUUCUUCCCAGAGUCAUGGGGGUUCUUGAACUUAAAUUGUAUAUAACAGGGACUUUGUAUAUCAUAUUCAGUAUCAUUUUAGAAUUA
Lycium barbarum (goji berry) is the source of this 1130-nucleotide messenger RNA. RefSeq names its product chaperonin-like RbcX protein 2, chloroplastic. The coding region runs from base 328 to 942 and encodes 204 amino acids. The transcript is spliced from 5 exons. Gene Ontology annotation, biological process: ribulose bisphosphate carboxylase complex assembly. The record is from RefSeq and is a predicted model, not a curated record. Gene Ontology annotation, molecular function: protein folding chaperone. Lineage: Eukaryota; Viridiplantae; Streptophyta; Magnoliopsida; Solanales; Solanaceae.